CGGCUUUCUCAUCCCUCAACAUAGACAUAUUGAAGAUUGCCGUGAUGUUGAGAGGCGGAGCUACAAGCACAUAUAUAGACUUGGGCAAUCAAAUGCAACAGAAGCUCUUCCGGACCCUGUCGUGUCUGUUCAGGCACGCGCCAGCAUCAGAGUAUAUAGAAGCAUAAUCAUCAAAUCACAACUUGCACUUACCCAUGACUUCAAUCGCCAUAGUUGGCGUCUCAGUGGAGCUUCCCAGUGGGAAGUAUUCGCCGAAGAAUCUUGACCAUGACACCUUCUUCAAGCUCUUGCUUGAUAGGGCUGAUGCAUAUGAACGCAUGCCAGCGGAACGUUUCAAUGCAAAUGCAUGGCUCGGAAACCAUCUCGGAGCGAUUCAUGUUGAUACGGGUGCCUUCCUGAAGGACAUCAACAUGUUCGACAAUGUCGAGUUUGGAGUGUCAACUAGGGAUGCACGUAGCAUGGCUCCAGCAACAAGAAGACUCCUUGAGAACGCCUUCCUCGCUUUGCUCGACUCUGGCAUUGAUUAUCGAUCGCGGAACGUUGGCUGCUUUGCGUCAGCGACAGGAUUCGACUUGUCGACCGUAUCUGAACCGGAUGAAUACGACGAACGGGGUUCGUUUGCGGGAUAUCCGUCCAUGGUAGCCAAUCGGAUUUCUACCCAUCUCGAUCUGCUCGGCCCAUCUGUUCCGACCGAUACGGCAUGCAGCUCAACUUUAACCGCGUUCCAUCUCGCGGUCCAGGCCAUCUCACAGGGAGACUGCGAGGCUGCCGUUGUGGCUGGAUGUCAGUUGAACCAUCGCUUCAUCGACUGGUUCACGUACAGUCAAGGUUCUCUCCUUGCCAAAGACGGGAAGUGCAAACCCUUCGAUACAUCUGCGGACGGCUUCUCUAGGGGAGAAGGUUGUAUAGCUAUAGUGCUCAAACCACUUGAGCGUGCUCUCCAAGAUCACGAUCGCGUCUAUGCCACGGUUUUGGGCACAUCGCUCAAUUCGUCAGGAGGUGCUGCCCCUCCGGGCGCUCCAGUUGCGGACGCGCAGCGCGCGGCGAUGAUGCGAGCGUUUGCGCAGGCGAACAGGAAUUUCAAAGAUGUAGAUUACGUUGAAUUGCAUGCAACCGGUACAGCGAAAGGAGAUCCUACGGAGGCGAACUGGGUCGGCGCGGAAUGUUCGCGUGAAGACGAGCUGCUCAUCGGCAGCGUCAAGAGCAACAUUGGACAUACCGAAAUUGUGGCUUUCCUGGCAUCGUUGUGCAAAGUGAUAUCGAUCUUCAAGACUGGGACCAUACCUCCGGCUGUGAACCUGCGUACGCUGAACCCUGCAAUCGAGUGGGAGAAGCACAAGCUUCGCGUUCCUUUGUGCGCCACGCAACUUCCAUGCCGGAAUGGGAAGAGACCGCUAGUGUCUAUAGCCAGUUCAGGCAUCGGCGGGUCGAACGGCCACGCUGUCUUGGAAGGACCUCCCCCAGCACCUACACUCGACGGUUCGGCAGUAUCUGGUCCGGUGGUCUUGAUGGCAUGCGGACUCUCCUCGCGUAGCGCCACUUCCAUAGGACAGUCGCUGCAAAGCUCGGCACUUGUGGAUUUGCGUGCGCUAUCAACGGCGUUAGGCCGACGUGCUAAGCAGAUGUCCUGGAGGUCCUAUGCUAUCGUUGAGGAGGGCUCCAAAGGCGCCAUCACAUUCUCUGCCCCUCAGCAUUGCCAGCGAACAAAACCUCUCGUCGUGUUUUUGUUCUCGGGUCAAGGCCCACAACACCCGGAUAUGGGUCGCGAACUCUUCGACAGAUUCCCUGUCUUCAGGGAUAGUGUUCUCGAAAUGGAUGUUAUUUUCGAGCGGCUGACGGGAAAGUCGAUUAUCAGGGACCACGGUCUCUUUUCGGGGACGUCCUGCGUUGCGGAUGGAACCUGGCCAAUUUCACUCAUUCUGCCUUCCAUCGCUGUAUUUCAAAUGGCGCUCUUUGACUUGCUCAUACACCUGGGAGUUAGACCCGACGUUGUUCUCGGACACUCUGCCGGUGAAACGUCGGUUCUCUACGCCUCAGGCGCAGCUCCGAAGGCGAUGGCCGUAGAGCUAGCGAUCCUGCGAGGACGAACAUUCUCAUCAAUGGAAGAUCUGGGCGGUACAAUGGCGGCUGUGUCGUGUAUGCCGGAAGAGGCCGAGCUGCUCCUAAAUCAAGUUCGCCGGGAAGACGACAGGAGCAUCAUUGACAUAGCCUGCUACAAUUCUCCGUCUGCGGUUGCCAUCUCUGGGCAUGCAGUAGCAAUAGAUCGGUUCUUGGAGCUAGCACUCGUCGGUGGCUACUUCUGUCGCAAAAUCAGGACCCGAGUACCAAUCCAUUCGUCCAUGAUGGACCGGUGUCGCGACGAAUAUGUCCAGGCGCUUCGUGACCUGUUCGGCCGCUACCCAGGCUGUCAUGUACCGAGCGUUACGACAUAUUCUACAUUGACUGGCGCUCGGUUUGAAGGCCCCUACGACGCCGAAUACUUCUGGAAGAACACGCGGAACCCUGUCCUGUUCACACACACAAUCCAGGAGCUUGCUCGUGCGCAUUCCACGACAACCAUUGAGAUCUCUCCACAUCCUGUUUUGUCGUCCUACAUCUCGCAGAUCACCCAAGGCGCCAGUGCGGUCUUCCCGUCGACCCACAGACGGAAGCAAGGCCGUCCAUCUACGGAACAUCGCGAUCUGUUGGAACUAUGCGGACAACUUACUUCCGCGGGUCACAAUAGUGUCAACUUCACGGUGCUCAAUGGACGCGCGUGUUACGAGUUGAGCACUCCGUUGCCGGAGUAUCCCUUUUUACGAAAAGCAUUUCCUCUAUACCCCGAUACUUCCGGGUGUGUGAAGCAAAUGCAGCCACACAACGGACCGCUGAAUCAUGAUUACCUCAAAGUGAAUAAGGAUACACAUCCGACGCUGGCGGAGCAUGUCAUCAGAGGAGAGCCAAUCAUGCCUGCUGCCGGUUUUAUUGAGAUGGCACUGGAAUAUGGGGCUACGACCUUGAUGAAUGUGGACAUGCGAAGCAUCCUGUCCUUGUCGUCCGAGAGGCCCAUGAAGGUUGAUAUCUCCCGCGAUGGCUUCCUUUGGGCUGUGAAGACUUCGAUUUCGUCCAGUCAUGCCGCUUCGGCGCCGACCGAACGGACACACGCGAGCGGAUACCUGUCAUUUGAACCACCGACGCCCCAGACUCCGUUAGACAUUCCCGCCAUACGUCAACGAUGCGAAGGGUAUACUGGAUCCUCGUUCUAUCAUUCACUUGCGUACUUCUCUGCGUACGGUGCGUGCUUCCGUAGAGUCACGGAAGUCUUUUAUGGCUAUCACGAGGCCUUGGUAUCGAUCAAGGGUAUGGACGAUGCGUUAGAGCGUGAUGGACGUUAUUUGCUGCAUCCGGCCAUUCUGGACGCCUGCCUGCACAUCACCUCUUAUAGGCCAUUUCAUGGGGACCAUGGCCCGAACAACUACUACUUGCCCGCGCACGUCGACGCUGUCAUUCUUCAUUGCCCUCCUCGGGCUCACUUCUUCCCCGAGCAUAUCUAUACGCACACCGUUCUGAAGAAAUGGACACCUUCGUCCGUGUUCUAUGAUAUCAUCAUUGCGGAUGAUGCUGGCACACCCUUAUGCACGUUAGAAGGACUCGAGGUUGCGAAACAUCAAUUUAACCCACCACCAGAAGAUCUGAUACCAUAUGAUGUCGGGCUACAACGAUCUGUCCUACCUUUGCUGUCGGAUACUAGAGACAAAGUCAAUGGGCACAAGCUUGAUCAAUUUAACGGGAAUGCAGCCUCCACUAAGCAGCACGAGGAUCAAUGCGCAGAUGCCGUGAUUGACCACAUCAGUGCAUUACGGGAAGUUAUAGAGCAGGUCUCAAGACAGAGCGGCAGAAGUGUUGUUCGCCUCCUCGCCCUCGGGACUGAGUUCCCACGUACCGACCAUUUCACCCACUUACUCGAUGGAUUCCCUCUGCUCUUAUUUGAUAUCUCCGUGCAACCUGGUCUGCGAGCUUCCCAGGACGUGAGCCCACGGCGAGGAACUGUCAGGACCUCAAACAUCGAUCUUGCCAACCUUGGGAGCAAUCACCCUGCGUACUUCGAUAUCAUAUCUACGUUCCUUCCCGAGGGCGAUCCGUAUGUCGCGCAGCUGAGCCGUAUACUCGUCCCUGGUGGUUUAUUGGUCCUCACGACGCGGUCAGACCUACCGGUUGUGAACGGUCACAAGGCGCAUGGGAUCGAACGACUUUCUCAAGCGCUACAUGAUGCGGGAUUAACAAUUCGGCGAACGCUGAUCGCACCAGGUGGAUCAUCUCCGACCUUUACCGCUUGGUGCCAAAGGACCGAGAGUUCCGCAGACGGCGUACCGGCACCACCUGUGUUCGAUCCCGACGAAGCGUUCGUAUUCCACUAUGCCCAAGGGCAUGAGAUGGACCUGCAGUGGGACUUCAGUGGUCUGGACCCUGUGGACGCCUUGGACGUUUGGGUUCUCGUCGCCGAAGGUCGUGAUGGGGGUGCCGCACUCGGGCUUGUCCGGGCUCUGCGACUGGAGUAUCUGUCAUGGACAAUCCACGUCGUUGUGUUCCCCCCUGACUCUUCUUAUGGCGACGAGGCCUCGCGAGAAGAGUAUCUGCAAACGAUCCCAGCGCACAUGCGCGAGGAGCUGGAUAUAUUCGUGACUCAGGAAGGCGGUGUUUUAGUUCCUAGAAUGAUGCCUCUGCCUGAGCGGACUGCUCCAGGUGGGCAGAUAGCUGACCAGAUGGAUCCUGGCGUGGAAUGCGAAGGCAGCAUCCUUCUCGAGGUGCAGGGCGUAUCUGGUAGCGCUGUAGUCAAGGGUGUUCUCGGGUUGGAAAUGAACAGAAGCAACUCGUGGACAAGCACAAACCCCAACAAUGGACCCGUCGUCGCCAUUGCCCAAGGUCCAGUGGGAAAGUAUGUCACCGUUCGCAGAGAGGCCACUUCCCGCCUCUCUCCGCGUUUGAAUCGACAUUCGACCAUGAUAAUGCAGUGCAUACCAAGCGUCGUAGCUGGCAUCCUUGCGCAAGGCACGCACACGUUCUCCAACGACAAGAGGUGCCGAGGUCUCCGAGUGCUCGUCACGCAUUCAGAUACCGCCACCGGCAUGACAGUCAUCUGGAUGUACCGCAGGCAGGGCAUAACUGUUGUCGGGCUUCCGGUGGACGCGACGCCCCUGCAUCUGUCCUCCGCUCUUCGCAGUGGAUUCAACCUGGUCGUGUCCGGAUACACGGAUCCUUCUUAUAUUCAACUCCUCAGGUCUGCGUCGUGCCCGAAAGGCGGGAAGAUGUAUUUCUGGGACGACCCGCACGAGGGAUUAGCUUGGGCACUGCGGAACGACCUGUGGUCAGUACAGGAUGCACUAGAGCUCGCGCUCACCUUCCUAGAGGAGCGUACGGAUGACUUGGAGGAGAGUCUGCGUAGUUGUCCAGCUGAGCAUCAUAGCGUGCUUCGAGUGCCUGACAUCGCCAUAGCGACCGUUGAGCCGCGGACGGCAACCUUCAGCCCGCACAAGACCUACCUCGUCCUGGGUGGCAUCGGGAACCUGGGGGCGCACGUCGCCUGGAUGUUAUACAGACACGGCGCUCGACGCCUCGUAGUCACGUCCCGUCGGGGCGCAGCCAGCCUGCAGACGACGUCCAACCGUCUCGUCCGGCGCACAUUCGAGUACCUGCGGUCCCUCCCUGACCUAGACCUGCGUCUCUCAGCAACCAACGCUUCCGACAUCGAGAGUAUGGCUGAGCUGCUCCGCGGGAUCCCAGAGGAGGCACCGCUUGCGGGGUGCAUAGUCCUCACGGCCGCACUGUCCGACCGAACGUUUGCACGGCUCGAGGAGGCAGACUUCGCAAGCGUGUACGAGUCGAAGAUUGGUGUGGUUGACACGCUCCGUGAGUGCGUCGAUGUCGGGGCAUUGGAGUUCCUCGUCCCGUUCUCAUCCGUGGCGGGCCUCUUUGGAAAUGGAGGGCAGACGAACUACUGCGCAGCCAACACGGAGAUGGAGGAGCAGGUCUCUGCGUAUCCGAACGCAUUCGCCUUCGUCUGUCCGGGGAUCAUCGACUCCACGAUGAUGCGCUCGAGCGAACUGGGCGAGUCAGGCAAAGUCGCACAGCUUGAGCAGUUCGCCCAGUGGGGCAUCACGGCGGAAGACAUGAUCCUGUGGCUGGAAGACGCCCUCGCUCGCUUCCAAGCCGGCGAGCGGUUCGCGCGGUAUGUACCGACAGUCGACUGGUACGCGCUCGAGCGCACGCGGGGCAUGCCCCUUCUCGGACGACACCUCCUAUCUACGUCCGCUGACGCGGGUAUGGGCUCGUCAGCCGUUGGCCCCGGGGUGAAUGGUGUGGGGGCGGCAGACGAGGGAGGCGACGUGGGCAUACGGAUGGCGGCGAUCGUACGCGGGGUGCUGGGCGUCGCCGCGGAGGACUUCUCGCCGGAGACGCCGUUCACGGCGUAUGGCGUCGACUCGCUGUCCGCAGCGCGGCUCGCAUUCAUGCUGCGCCCGUUGGUGGAGGUGACGCAGCUGCAGCUGUUGGCGGACAUGUCGUUGGAAGGGCUGGAGGUGCUUGCGGGGAAGGGGAAGAAGGAGGAAGGGGUAUAGCGAAGUGGGGGCGUGCGUUGCAGAGCUGUUUCUUAAUCUCCCACCAUUGU
Messenger RNA from Fomitopsis serialis, 6643 nucleotides. RefSeq lists its product as uncharacterized. The transcript is spliced from 22 exons. Gene Ontology annotation, biological process: fatty acid biosynthetic process. Lineage: Eukaryota; Fungi; Basidiomycota; Agaricomycetes; Polyporales; Fomitopsidaceae. Bases 195 to 6593 code for a protein of 2132 amino acids. Gene Ontology annotation, molecular function: fatty acid synthase activity; 3-oxoacyl-[acyl-carrier-protein] synthase activity. The record is from RefSeq and is a predicted model, not a curated record.